Messenger RNA from Acaulospora colombiana, 883 nucleotides. The record is from the annotation of a GenBank genome assembly. Lineage: Eukaryota; Fungi; Glomeromycota; Glomeromycetes; Diversisporales; Acaulosporaceae.
GUACCUGAGUGAAGAAGGUCUUACAGACAUACAAGCAAGCCUCGAGACUGAGCAAUCAAGUCUGGAUGUCGUCAUUAAAGAAGCUCUAAACACGGACCUUCGAAGUAUUGGUCGAGGGAUUCUGCCGCGCGAUCUUUCCAAGCAAAAAACGAUAUCUGGACCAUUAGUUUUACAAUUAUUAUCUGUACUCAAUUUAUCCACUCCCGCUCAAGACCAACAAGCCACGCCUAGAUUAUUUCAGUUGACAUUCACAGAUGGGGUAAAGAAGAUCAAGGGAAUAGAGAUUCUGGGAGAAGUCGAAGGUGUGAGUCUGAAGUCACCGCCGGGUAUCAAAUUCCUGGUCACCAAGAAGAUCACCUUCCAAGAUAACUUUUUAUACCUUGGCCCGGGAUUGUUAAAGAACUUGGGUGGCGAGGUGGAGGAGAUGAUAAGGGAAUGGAAGGUCGGAAGGCAAUUCAUCACCCGUGGUCGCAAAAAGAAUGAUGCUGAGAAGGGUGAGGGAGGUGAAGGCCCACCACCAUUUGUGCCCUUCAAGAUCAAGGGUAAUGGUCGUCAGACUUCCAACGUUCGUGAUGAUGCGCGGUCUAAUGACGAUCCGCCGCAAACGAGGAGUCGGCGCGAUAAUUCAAAUCAAACCGAUCAACAGAACCCUCAGCGACAGCAAAACCAGAGUAGCAGCCGCGGGGGACGAAGAGAUCAUGGAGAUCGAGGCAGGAGACAGAAUUAUGGUGGUCGAGGUGGAGCUCGACAUUCUAAUGACUACCCCCAAGAGGCGCCAACGUUGAAUGAAAAUCAGCGUCGCGGUGGGCAAAAUAGAGGCGGAGGAAGUAAUAGGGGCAGAAGGGGAAAUCAUGUGUAUCCGUCGACAAAUCGUGGACAUUAG